AUAUCCUCUAUUGCCCCCUUUUUUUUCUUAUUUCCUUCAAACAAGAGGAGAAAUAUUGAAGGUAUCUCUCCAGUUCUUCGUCCACCCGUUAAACUCACUCGUGCCAUGGAACAUAACGACUUUGUUACUCCAAUGCCAGGCAAGUCAAUUGGUGGAAAGAGAAAUGAUAAACGAGAUACACGAAGAAGAUAUUAA
Messenger RNA from Dentiscutata heterogama, 195 nucleotides. The record is from the annotation of a GenBank genome assembly. NCBI's taxonomy places the organism in Eukaryota, Fungi, Glomeromycota, Glomeromycetes, Diversisporales, Gigasporaceae.